Solanum lycopersicum (tomato) is the source of this 1117-nucleotide messenger RNA. RefSeq names its product chitin-binding lectin 1. The record is from RefSeq and is a predicted model, not a curated record. Lineage: Eukaryota; Viridiplantae; Streptophyta; Magnoliopsida; Solanales; Solanaceae. Gene Ontology annotation, molecular function: chitin binding.
UAAAGCCUUGAUGAGGAUUUCAGCAAUUAAUUCAUCUUCAUCAAUCGUACGUUUAUAACAAAAUGAAAGAGACUGCAAUUAGCGUUUUAGGUCUACUGAGUUUGUUCCUCCUUGAGGUGGUCUCAGCGAAUGAGAUAAUUAAUGGAACCUUUGUACUUGAAGGUAUUAAUAAGAAUGCAUCAGGCGGCGUGUUCGCGAAUGGAGAUGAAUGUGGAAUGCAAGCUAAUCAUCGCUCAAAAUGUCCUAGUGGGAUGUGUUGUAGUAUAUGGGGUUGGUGUGGAACAACAUCAGAAUAUUGUGGUUCUGGAUUUUGUCAGAAUCAAUGUACUGGCCCCUCCCCACAUGGAAGUUGUGGGAUGCAAGGUGGUGGUACAAAAUGUCCUAGUGGACAGUGUUGUAGUCUAUUGGGUUGGUGUGGAACUGGAUCAGACUUUUGUAAACCUGAAAUUUGUCAGAGUCAAUGUUCAGGCCCCCCCUUCCCAAAUGGACGAUGCGGAUGGCAAGCUGAUGGCAGAUUAUGUCCUCGUGGACAAUGUUGUAGUGUUGAUGGUUGGUGUGGGACCACAACGGAUUAUUGUGCUAGCGGACUAUGUCAAAGCCAAUGCCCAUUCACACCACCUCCGUCUCCACCCCCACCUUCACCUCCACCUUCACAAUACCAAUGUGGAAUGCAAAAUGGUGGCACGAAAUGUAAUAGAACCGGAGAGUGUUGUGGUAUAUCGGGUAUGUGUGGAAACACAUACGAGUAUUGUUUUCCUGGAUAUUGUCAGAUGCAAUGUCCAGGUCCAUAUCCAGAGGGACGAUGCGGAUGGCAAGCUGAUGGUAAAUCAUGUCCUACUGGACAAUGUUGUGGUAACGCUGGUUGGUGUGGAAUCGGCCCAGGCUUUUGUGACCCAAUUUUUUGUCAAAGUCAAUGUAGCGGUGCACCAAUCUCAACCGCAAAACGAGAUGGAGGCAUUCGAAGCUUCUUGCUCAAUGCAGCUCUUGUCUAGAAUAUUUACUUUUGGGGCUAUUAUUAUUAAAAUGCUAUGUGUGUAAUCAUGAUGCAUAUAAAAUGCAUCAACUAAUGUUUAUAAAUAAAUGAAUGAAUGAACUACUUUAAUUUCGAUUUCAUCAA